UCCUGAUUGAGGUGUUUGGACAGGUGACGAGGAAGCGUGUUAGUGUGUGAUUCUCAUUCAUUUUUUUACGUAAGAAUUCGGCAUCGAAUGGAAAAUUUCGGAAGCAUCGAGGACAUUUUCGAGUGUUGUUACAUAAAUCAGGGGAAGAGUCGAUGCAGUGAAGGGAAGACACUGCUGCUGCUGCUGCUGCUUCCUAGAAGCCGCCAAAAUCAGGAAAAACAACAAAGUAGCGAAACGAGAUCGAGAUCGCGCGGCUAGGCCAACAAAAACAAAAUCAACUGUGUGUAAAGGGGUGUGUUGAGUUGUGCGGCGUCGGUGGAAAUUCGAGAAGGUGAACCGUGAACAAAAGCGUCUCAAGGCGACGUCGACGGCCAAGACCGAGACCGUCGUAGAAUUGCAGCUAUACUCUAGAACACGCCGCCACGAGCGGCGAGGAUAAAUGUAGGUCUUCCUCUUCCACACCACUGUGUGUUCGGAGGUGAAUCAGUAGUCGUCAGCUGCUCCUCAAAAAAAAAAAAACAAAAAAAACGCCACCAACGACACAAACAGAACAAGUCGCGGUUGAAUCGCGCGCAGAAGACAAGAGUAUUGACCUCGGAAAACGACGACGUCGGCGAAAGACGACGACGACGAGCGAACAACAAUCAGAACCUGCUGUGUGCAAUUAAGUGACCAUCAGGGCUUGAUUCACUAAGAUUUGCUGGCCGCACCACACAACAGCCACGGAUGGUGUCCGCUGGCCUCGCCGGAGACCACCACUGUGUCGCGGACGAACCGUCGGACGACCGAAAUUCCGUCCCCGAGUCUGGCGGCGGCAACCCCGACGCGGACGGGCCCGCAUGAUUGGCGGUUGAGUGAGUGCGAGAAGGAGUAGCUGUUGUGAACCGGAACAAGUGAGCGCAACUGUCCGGGAUGGGUGAGGAGAGUGUCGAGUGCAGCGAGGGCAAGCUGAGCACCAAAAAUGGCGACUACAGCCCGGUCAAGCAGUCGUCGGAGCACGGCGGCAGCUGCAGCGGCGUGGACAGCGACGAGCUGAGUCGCAGCGACAGCCAGCGGAAGAUUGUGAAGAUCCAGUUCGACAAGGUGACGGACAGUGACAGCAGGGCGACGACGCCGCCCUACCAGACGACGACGACGACGCAUGCAGCGGCACCGACAAGCAACGGGAACAAACCCGACGACAAGCUGCUGACGGUGAUGGUGCCGCCGACCAGCAAUGGAAAUCAUCACAAUCAAAAGGAGGGGCAAGAGGAGGAGGACGACGACGAUGAUGACUACGAGAUGGUACCGCCGGACGGCGGCUGGGGUUGGCUGGUGCUGGCCGGUUCCAUGCUGGUCAACAUCCUCGUGCCGGGCACGAUCAAGAGCUUUGGCGUGCUGUUUGUGGAGUUCCUGGAGGCAUUCCAAGCGACGCCCUCGGCCGCGGCGUGGAUUCCGGCGUUGUGUUACUUUUUGUACAGUUCGUUGGGACCGCUGUCGAGUAUAUUGUCGGUGAAGUACAGCUACAGGACGGUGACGAUCAUUGGGGGGACGUUCGCGGCGGCCGGGAUGAUCAUCACGUAUUGGGCGACUUCGGUGAACUUUUUGUACGUGAGUUAUGGCGUGUUGGUGGGGACCGGGGCGGGGUUGUCGUUUCCACCGACGGUGUACAUUGUGACGUCGUACUUUGUGCGGUUGCGGGGUUUGGCCAAUGGGCUGUGCAUAUCUGGAAGUGCGCUGGGGUCGAUCAUUUUGCCACCGGUGUUGAGGUAUUUGUUGGUGAAUUUUGGCUAUCGAGGGGCUUGCCUGAUCAUGGGCGGAAUUACGCUGAAUGUUUGGGUUGCGGCGAUAUUUUAUCAGCCGGUGGAGAAGCACAUGAAACGGGUCAAGAAGGUGAAGCAGGUCGAGAAGUUGGUGAGCGACGAUACGAUCAUGGAAGAAUCGGAAAGUAAUGAGGAUCCGGAAAUUGGUCAAGCGAGGGGGUCAGCGAUUAAGCCAAAGUUUAUGAUAACUGGAGACGAUACGCCGAUUGCAACGCCGACGUUGGAGCACAAAUCGCCGGAUAUAUUCCGGUUUAACCCGAAGAACGGAAUGAUUGACGGAUUUGCUAGGAGCGUUUCGGCCGCGGCCGUACCUGCAUCAUACUUGAAGGAUGACCUGAAUAGUCGACAGCGCAAAAUCAGCACCCCCAUCAAGGAGGAACACCGCAAUCUGACCUUCAGCAGUCAGCUGAACGCCGGAGAUUCGCACGUUCGCUUGAACCGACUCAACUCGAUCCGGGGAAGACCGCCACGGCGAUCGCCUUCGACGAGCAGUUUCCAGUACAUCAGCACGCCCUACCACGGCAGCACGCUUUCGACGCAUCAACCGCGUGAAUUUGCGUCCCAUCUGUCUCUCCGGUCAAUCGCCGAAAGCUUCAAACCAUCCUCCAAACAGGCCGGAGAGAAAUCCAAAGAAUCCACAGGCAACAAGUACUUUGACCUGUCGCUGCUCAAAGAUCCGACCUACCUGGUCAUCCUAAUCUCCAACUCAACCAACGCGAUCGGCUACACCAACUUCAUCAUCCUGCUCCCGGCGUACGCCAGCACGUUAGGAUUCGACAAAAACCUCGCCGCCUACCUGCUCUCGAUCGUGUCCACGCUGGACCUCGUCGGUCGCAUCGGCGGCUCGGCCCUCUCCGACACCAAUCUCAUCCCCAAGACGUGGUACUUUGUCGGCGGCCUGUCCAUAUCCGGCCUCGCCCUGGCCAUGCUCCCGCUCGCGACCUCCUACUCCAUGGUCAGCGUGUUUUGCGCCCUGUUCGGACUCGCGUCCGGAACCUACGUCGGCAUCACCGCCAUCAUCAUGGCCGAAAUGCUCGGCACCGAGCGCCUCACCUCCUCGUACGGCAUCAGCCUCUUCGUCAACGGCAUCCUCCAGCUGAUCGGCCCGCCCAUCUGUGGCAUCAUCUUCGAGAACAUUGGCCAAUAUCAGCCACUCUUCACCGCACUUGGCUUCGUCCUGCUCGUAGGAUCCGCUCUCUGGGGCUUCAUGCCACUGAUCCGGCGACAAAAGCGACGCAACGAGCAGCGAGCAGCCCAACAGAAGGACGCGGCCGAGAAAAGUCUCAUCGCUUAACCAAAAAAAAACUCCAUCUCAAUCAACUGUGAGCUUUACCCUCUGGUCUUUCGAAGUAGCGCGCCGGAGGAGGGACGCAGCAGCAGCAACAACAGCUUAGAAUAGUGACUCUUUCAAGUCGAUAUUUUAGGAGGGGGUAGCGAAGAAAACAAUACGAGUAUUAUAUUUUUAGCUAUUUACAAAAAAGAACUUCAACAAACAGAAGAUGGAAAACAAAAGUGUGACGAUUGUGAGUGUGUUGUGGAUGCAGAUUUUAGGCGCGCGCAUAUUUAGGCUAGACUAAGCUAGGUUAGUAAAGGGCUUUUACUGGGACACAGAAACACACACACACACUGAACUUAUACAAUCUGCCAUACGAAAAA
Molecule: messenger RNA, 3458 nt
Organism: Culex pipiens pallens (northern house mosquito)
Lineage: Eukaryota; Metazoa; Arthropoda; Insecta; Diptera; Culicidae
Gene: hrm
Product: monocarboxylate transporter 13
Exons: 3
Coding region: 913-3096 (727 amino acids)
Biological process (GO): transmembrane transport; monocarboxylic acid transport
Molecular function (GO): monocarboxylic acid transmembrane transporter activity
Source: RefSeq, a predicted model, not a curated record